Molecule: messenger RNA, 2400 nt
Organism: Trematomus bernacchii (emerald rockcod)
Lineage: Eukaryota; Metazoa; Chordata; Actinopteri; Perciformes; Nototheniidae
Exons: 8
Coding region: 470-1483 (337 amino acids)
Cellular component (GO): cytoplasm
Source: RefSeq, a predicted model, not a curated record
GAGACACAGAGAGAGAGAGAGGGAGGGAGAUUAUGGAAUGCUGUGAUGUCAUCAACCCAGUCACACACACACAAAGACAAGGAGGACCCACGGCGCUCUGACUCUCAGCUUAGUUAGCAUACUCUGCUGUGGAGCGGCUGUCUACAUCCCACUAUUAUCCAAAAGAUGACCUCCACCUGUCACCACAACACAGAGCGGAAACAGGAUGUUGUGUGUGUUUGAGUGAGUGUAUGUGUGUAAGAUUGUACCUCGUGUACAAAAGUGUGUUUGUGAGGAAGAACAUGCUCCUUAAUUCAUGAAGAAGACUUUCAUUAAGAGAGAUUUUUAGGACAAAGAAGCGGUGCAAGACUUCUUCUGAUGACAUGAGACUAUAAAACCAACACUUCAGAAAGCAGCUGGCCAAAGGACAGAGCCCCCUACCUCCUAAAGCUUUGUGGUACGAAGUUAACACCACCAUUCGACCGCCAACAUGCUGCAGCAGAUUUUAAAGGACAUGUUCAUCGACCCUGAUAUGCUGAACGCUCUAAAUGAGGACCAGAAGAAGACUCUGUUCCUGAAGAUGCGGCAGGAGCAGGUGCGGCGCUGGAAAGAACGGGAGGAGAAAGAAGGGGGGGACGCCGAGUGCAAGCAAAAAAAGCCAAAAAAAGCCAACAGUAAGAAUGUGAGCUGGCUGCUCGGACGGGAUGGAGACGUGGCGGUCCUUGUGAUCGGGGAGUUGGAUGAGCUGAGCUCCAAAUUCAUCUCCUCAGGAUUCGUAGAAAAGAAGUCGCCAAGUCUACAGAACAAUGCACACCAUCAAAGUAUCUUGAAGAGCAGAAAACCAACAGAACCUGUUAGAACUGAGAGAGAAAACCCCACCCCUAAAACACAACCUGGUAUUUCGCUGGAUUUAAAGGGGAAGUGUGGGGAGUCGAGCCCGCUACUCCCUCUGCCGGUGUCAGUGAGUGAGCAUCCAUCACCUCCAGCUGCAGAAAAGCCCGAGCUGGAGUCAGCCAGUGCGACCGAGGAGAAGUCGGCUCCGCAGCUCUCCAUCUGCUCCAGGCCUCCCAUGAGAGCCAGCCCUGUCAACGUGAGACCAGCUUCUGCAAAUGCUGCACCAGGCUCUGUCAGCCCGAGACUCUGCCUCGCAAAUCUGAAGCUGGCCACCGCCGCAGCGUCCCCUUCCCCCAGCAGGAGCACUGUCAAAACAGACUCUGGCACCACCAAAGGGGGGCUGCACCCACAGGAACCUCAGAAACCGAAUGAGUCACAGGGUGGGAAAGAUCUAGGUGCAUCAGAACCGUCUAAGAGGGCCCCGGUGGGGGCCGCGUCGUCGGGGGGGGCUGCAACCUGCGCAGGGCGCGGCCGGGUGGCUCAGCUGAUGAAAUCAUUCAGCACCGAAAGCACUACACCCCCCGCAAAGAGCCCCCCUCGCGGCAUCAAGCCUACUCUCCCCACCAAGCCAAGCCACUUGCGUCUAACGACCACACCUACUGUCAGGUAAUCCUCACACACUGAUGCACAGGCGACAGCUGAAUCCCACAGAUUCAAACAAAGCCACACUGGACGAUGUCGGACCCCCAACAUGGAGCCUCAGCCAGUGGGAUAAUGGGAUAGAGAACUCCAAAUAUAAAAAAAGAGAAGAAACUGGCAAUGUUUCCAUCACCCUAAAGCACAGCAAUGGAAAUGCUUGAAUGUAAUGGUUUUCUCUUAUUUUGGAUGCUGCAGUACUGUACACACUCUUUGUGGGAAAGAAAUUCCAAAGCAAUUAUUUGCAAUGUAUUUUUCCAGGGAAAUGACUAUCACAUGUAUUCACUUGACGUCGAUGCUUUCCACUUGGUGUAAAAUGUGGGAAAACAUUUUUUUUUUGUAAAAUACACAAAUCCUAUACAAUAUUGUUUACUUAUCAAUGACAUUUUUGACCACUUAUGAGUCAGUUUGAGCUCAUAUAGAGACACAGGACAAAAGAUAAGGCAUGGGCAGACAUAAUGGGGUGGAAUAUGGCACAGUAGGGUCCUCCUUCAUGUGUCUCCUCUUUGGGAAUACUGCAGGGUUGUUUAUUUGUCACAAUGCAAUGUAUGUGUCCCUGUGCCACCUGGCAGGAGCCUGGCUGCGACCUGUUGUGGACCAAUGACAGUGCCAAAUGCCUCGUCUGUCAAUCCCAGUGGAUCAUGUUAGACAGUCGCUGCCAAAUAAUCCUGCUCUGUGUUACUCUUUUGCAAUUUUUUCAGUACUAUUUUGGAGAUGUUUGGUUGUACUUUUUCCUUUUUACAUUUUCUAUAGGGAGAAAGACGUUUUGUAAUGGAAUAUUUAACAUUACUACAAUGCUCGCUUGUACAAUGAGAUCAUUUUUAUCUUUGACGUCAAGUUGUAUGGUGCAAUCAAAGAAACAAUAAAAUUGUGUAACUUGUACACCUUGAA